This is a messenger RNA of Auanema sp. JU1783, 411 nucleotides long. Lineage: Eukaryota; Metazoa; Nematoda; Chromadorea; Rhabditida; Rhabditidae. The record is from the annotation of a GenBank genome assembly.
AUGUCCGAAGAUAGUAAACUGAACAGCAUUCUCGAACGAGCUGGUAUUCAUAUUGAUGAAUUGAAUAGACUGCGUCUACUCAACCCAGAAGUAUCCGAAGUGUUCGUCGAGCUCCAAACUGAUUGCAAAGAAUUUACUGGUCAGCUAACCGGAUUCAAAUCUCACGUUGAUUCUUUGCAGAAAACGAUGGAAGAGUUAGCAACCUUAGUUGAAGCAGAGAAACUAAAAGCUAUGAACACAAGGGCCGAGUUAAAAUCAGCAAGCCGUAAGAAUAUGGCAGAUUUUCAACAAACACAGAUAGUUAUUCGUGAACGGCAGGUGGAAUUGGAGAGAUUAAGGGCUGAAGCAGCAGCAAUAAGGCAAAUUGAACAAACGCAGAAAGAGUAUUUACAACAAAUAAUGGAGAAUUGA